UUUACUGGAUGUGACAAGCAGAGAGAAGAGCUUUCAGCGGGGCCGCUUGCUGCCUGGCUCAAGUGGUGGGAGAGCUCCUUAACCCACAGCCUCUCUCAUCAUCCAGUUGGUAAAGACCUGCAGGCCAUGAGGACUGGUCAACGACAGUGAGAGGACGUGAAAGGGUAAAUCCCCGACCCCCGCAGUCUUAUUUGCUGCCCCGACGUCCCAGCAAACCAGCCCAAGGGUUAACCGUAAGCGGAUGCCUGUAUGGCUGCCUUACUGAUGCCACGCAGGAACAAAGGCAUGAGGACUCGACUGGGCUGCCUGUCUCACAAGUCAGACUCAUGUAGUGAUUUCACAGCUAUUCUUCCCGACAAACCCAACCGUGCUCUCAAGAGGUUAUCCACAGAAGAAGCUACAAGGUGGGCAGAUUCCUUUGACGUGCUUCUUUCUCAUAAAUAUGGGGUGGCCGCCUUCCGCGCCUUCCUGAAGACUGAGUUCAGCGAGGAGAACCUGGAGUUCUGGCUGGCCUGUGAGGAGUUCAAGAAGACCAGGUCAACCGCCAAGCUGGUCUCCAAGGCCCACAGGAUCUUUGAGGAGUUUGUGGAUGUGCAGGCUCCACGGGAGGUAAACAUCGACUUCCAGACCCGAGAAGCCACAAGGAAGAACAUGCAAGAGCCGUCCCUGACUUGCUUUGACCAGGCCCAGGGAAAAGUACACAGCCUCAUGGAGAAAGACUCUUACCCUAGGUUCCUGAGGUCCAAAAUGUACUUAGAUCUGCUGUCCCAAAGCCAGAGGAGGCUCAGUUAGACCUCAGAUGGGGACUCUUGGAAAUCACUGGCCUUCCCCUCCCCUCGAUGCCAAGACCAUAAUCUAAUGUGAAUUGUCAUGGAUGUUCAAAGGCAGUGGCAUUUGGGGUGGGAGGCUGGGGGUGACGAGGGAACGAAGGGCCAUUCCAAAGUGUGACCCAGCUGCCAGAGCUUGGACUCUUCCAUUUACCCACGUUUGUGUUUGGUUAGUGGUAGCACCCUGCCGCUGUCACCCUUCUCUG
Molecule: messenger RNA, 1033 nt
Organism: Marmota flaviventris (yellow-bellied marmot)
Lineage: Eukaryota; Metazoa; Chordata; Mammalia; Rodentia; Sciuridae
Source: RefSeq, a predicted model, not a curated record